AUAAGGGGAGAGGGUCGAGAGGAGAACACUGUUACCUGCAAGGCUGCAACUGCAAGCCAGAACAGUCAAAGCGAACAAAGUUCUUUCGUUUUUUGCCACCACUGGAGCUGUCACGGCUUGAAAUUUGUUCCACGAUUGAAGAUUAGCCCUAAGGGCAGGGUCGAAAGCUGUUAGGGUUUCUGCGGAGAUCCGCUAUUGAAGCACUUGUUCAAAUCGAGAGCAAUUUCAGUUCUCUCAAUUCUACGUCAGUUCCGCCAUUGAAACAAGUUUAUCCUCUUAGCUUCAACGCCACUGUUCUCAUCGCUACUAUUCCUGACUCGUUGAACAAGGUCCAAGCAGAGGUGGCGUUUGAUGUCUAUGCGGAGAUCCAUGGGUAGGCCUUUGAGAAGAGCUUCUUCAUCAACUUCCCGAGUUGCAACCCAUUUACAUUAGUCGUGCCUUCGUACGGACUGCCUUAGUUCCCGGGGUAGCUGUCUGUGACGCAUCCAUUGCUCUGUAUCUGUUCGCUUUAUCCUCCACUCUUCCAAUCGGGUAGUUGUUCUUGCAGGGAUCAAACAGGGGUAAUGAUGGGAAAAGUAAUUUUAGGCGUGCCAGGACCAUGGGCUGAGAAUAAUCUUGAAUUGUCAGAUCAUUACACAACAAAAAUUGGUGGCUUACCAGACUGGCCAAUUCCAGAGUUGAUCCAUCCUAGUCUGCUUGAAUGUGGUGCAUGUGGAAGUAAUUUAUGUCUUGUUGCACAGGUUUCUCUUUACUCAUCAAAUAAUAUAUAUGCUCCUAUUUCAACCAAUAGCUUGAGGAUUGAAGAGCGUACACUCUACAUCUUUGGAUGUGUAAUGUCAAAAUGUGGGAAUAGUUCCCAUAGCUGGCGUGCUCUACGGGUUCAAAAGUCUUACAGUGGGGAGGAACCAGCUGCUAACUGCCAAGAAGUGUCUUCAUUGACCACAUGUUCUGGAACAGCUUCAAAUUCUAGCAACUGGUGGGAGGAUGAUUUAUGGAUACAUAAUUCUGGAGCAGAUAAUGUUGGAGACUCUGAGGAUGUAGAUCUGGAGGACUUGGGCAAGGCACUUGCUGAGGCUGCAUCCCUUGCUUCUCACUCCAAGAAACAAGACAAUUGUCAGAGUCCUGAGUCUGUUGAAAAAUGCUCAUCGGUUAGGCCAAGUGCAAGGUUGAUAAAUGCCAGCACACCAGUGGUACCUUGCUUUUAUAUCUAUUCUCAGGAAGAGGCAUCAUCAAGAGGUGUCAGUGCCAUUUGUUCUAAAUCUUCCCCACCGCCUCAGGAAAACAAAUGUGAUCUUGAUGAUCACAAAGAUGAAGAAACAUGGGAAGAAGAAGGUUAUGAGUAUGACAGAGCUUUGGAUGUUGACAGGACUUACCUGAAGUUCAAGAAACGGAUGGAUGCUUAUCCAGAGCAGUGCUUCAGGUAUGUACAGGGAGGCAAACCACUUCUGGCUACAAAAGAUUUAGGUGAACCAGGGACUUGCAAGCUUUGUGGUGGGUCCCGACACUAUGAGUUCCAGCUAAUGCCUCCAUUGUUAUAUUUUCUACAAGAAGGCAAUGAUGGUCAGUUAACACAUUUGCCAGAUUGGAACUGGAUGACACUAAUUGUAUACACUUGUUCCAAGAACUGUUCUCAACGGUCAAGUGAUGGGAAGUCCAACAUCGAUGACUGGACAGUGUCGGAAGAGGCUAUCAUAAUACAAUUUGAAAAUCCCUUGCAUGGUUCAGCUCGACAGAGUUACUUCUCGUGAUUGGCCCCGGGUUUUAUAUAUCAUGUCCCUUAGUGUUGCUGUAUAACAAAGUCAAUAGUUGCUUGCAAUGCAGAUAGGAGUGGUGCCUACAGCUCAAUUUGGAUGAAAAGGUGUGUGUGUGGGUGGGUGGGGGUUACAAAUUCGGCCUAGUUUAGCAUUUCAUAUUUAUUCAAAACAUUAGUAUAAUUAAUAAUGAUUGAACUUGGAACUCUUCAAUUGUGGUCAAGUUUCAAAAUUUUGUAACGUAUAUCGGCUGAUAGGUAUCGUUCCGGUACAAAUCCGAUACAUGGAAUGAAUAGAAAUUAUUUGUAGUGUUCCUUUUCGUAUUUAUCGGUCUGUAUUGGAUCAUUUUGGGCCCUGUAUUGGAUUGUUUUGGGUUUGAAUUGGCCAAUACGGUUCCGAAACAGUCUGAUACAGCCUGAUACAAGUCCCCUUCUCUCUCA
Messenger RNA from Nelumbo nucifera (sacred lotus), 2191 nucleotides. Its product is annotated as programmed cell death 2 C-terminal domain-containing protein. The record is from RefSeq and is a predicted model, not a curated record. Gene Ontology annotation, cellular component: cytoplasm. Lineage: Eukaryota; Viridiplantae; Streptophyta; Magnoliopsida; Proteales; Nelumbonaceae.